Messenger RNA from Myxocyprinus asiaticus (Chinese sucker), 4735 nucleotides. Its product is annotated as inactive tyrosine-protein kinase 7-like. NCBI's taxonomy places the organism in Eukaryota, Metazoa, Chordata, Actinopteri, Cypriniformes, Catostomidae. Gene Ontology annotation, molecular function: protein kinase activity; cell-cell adhesion mediator activity; ATP binding. The coding region runs from base 193 to 3393 and encodes 1066 amino acids. The record is from RefSeq and is a predicted model, not a curated record. Gene Ontology annotation, cellular component: plasma membrane; axon. Gene Ontology annotation, biological process: protein phosphorylation; homophilic cell-cell adhesion; dendrite self-avoidance. The transcript is spliced from 20 exons.
CGGACUGUUUGACGGAUCCGGUGAAGAGAUUUACCGACCGCAUAUACAGCACAUCUCAUGACAUCACUAUGGAAUAAAACAUUAAAUGUCACCGAACUCAUAGUACGAGCAUUUUAAUCUGGGCAUUAUUGUUUCGUUAGAGAGAAUUCUGCGUCUGACCUGCGCAGUUUUUACCUGCGAAUCCCGGAAAACAUGGACGGAUCACCGGGGACCGAAACCGAGAGAAACCGAAGAAGAAGAAGAAGAAGAAGAAGUGUUAUUUCACCCGUUCACUUGAUUACCAUCAUCAUAAUGAGCACGGAAGUGUUUUGCACUCAGGCUUCAUCACUUCAGUUCUCCAAAGAGCCCAAAUCUCAGGACGCAUUACACGGACGCAGUGCCAUUCUGCGCUGUGAGGUCGGUGACUCGGUGGAUGUGCGGUACUCGUGGAUGCAGGACGGCCGGAGCGUGGAGGACUCGGACCGGCGAUUUCAGGAGGGCAGUAACCUAAAGUUCAUGGCAGUGGACCGUCACUUUGACACAGGAAACUUCCAGUGCGUGGCCUCCAACAGUGCCACCGGAGAGAUGGUGACCUCCGCCAACGCCUCCUUCAACAUUAAAUGGCUGGAGAGGGGGCCGGUCACCAUGAAUGAACCCGCCUCAGAGGUGGAGUUAGAGGACGCUGAACGAAUCACACUGCAGUGUCACAUUGAUGGACAUCCACGACCUAGCAGUAAAUGGUUUAAAGAUGGUGUUCAACUGGGAGGAAAGGAUCGAAUCCUGACGCUGACUGACCUCAGACCAGAGGAUUCUGGGAUUUACCACUGCUGCGCUCGAAAUGCUGCCGGACAAGUGUGCAGUAACCAAAACAUCACGCUUAGUAUCAUCGAUAAGACUCUUCCUCGUGUGGUGGUGUCUCCAGAAGAUCAGGUGGUGUUGAGGAACGAGGAAGCCGUGUUUCACUGUCAGUUCAGAGCCAAACCGCCGCCGGUGCUCGAAUGGUUUCACGACACUGAACCUGUUGUCAACAAAUCACGGGUUAUAGUGUACAGUAACGGCACCCUGCACAUCACUCAGGUAAAGCAGCGCAGCACAGGUGUAUAUAAGUGUGUCGCUCAGUAUGGAGAAAACAAACAUGUGCAGGUGGAGGCUGAGCUCAGAAUCGCAGAGAUCGAUGACAUGGGCGAACGCAUGUCUCGGGUUUUCUCCGCUAACAGCAGGGAGAGGGUGACCUGUGACCCGCCCCGGGGUCAGCCGCUGCCGGAGGUGUGGUGGGAGCAUGCAGGUGAUCGCGUGUCAUCUGAGGGUCGUGUGUAUCAGCGGGACAGAGAUCUGAUCUUCAACCCUACCGAUAGAUCAGACUCUGGCGUUUACACGUGUGUCGCAUGGAAUAAAGCAGGACAGAAAGAACAGGAACUCAUCGUGACUGUCGCCACGUCUCCAGAAUGGAUCACAGAGCCUCAGGACACACACAUCGAGGAAGGUCACCCUGGAUACCUGCACUGUCACGCUCAGAGCACACCUGACCCACGGGUCACAUGGUUCCGCAGAAACAUCCCUAUCAGUGAUGAGGGUUCUCGUUAUAAGCUCUUCUCUAACGGGACUCUGCGGAUCAACAGUGCCGAGGUGAAUGACGCUCAGAUCUACAGCUGUGUGUGUGUGAGUGAAGGUGGCUCGCUCACCGGACAUGCUCGCGUUUAUAUACUGGAGAAGUUGAAGUUCACCCCCGUCCCGCAGCCGUCGCAGUGUUUACAGCUGGACAGAGAGAGCAGCGUCAACUGCAUCGCACAGGGACGAGAGACGCCCACAAUACACUGGAGCAGAACAGAUGGCAGUGCUCUCUCGUCUCAUGUGAGUCAGAUGAACAGUGUUCUGAGAUUCAGGACAGUCACUCGUGCUGAUGCAGGAAACUACACGUGUGUCGCAUUUAACAGCAUGCAGGGAGAGAUCAGAGCAUAUGUACAGCUCACUGUAGGAGUUCAUAUCAAGUUUAAGUUGGAGCCGGAGCAGACAACUGUGUAUCAGGGUCACACGGCGGUCUUUCACUGUCAGGCGUCAGGUGACCCGCCACCCUUCAUCCAGUGGAUGAUCAAAGACAAACUGCUCAGCAGCAGCACUGGCAGGUUUCAGAAGAUGCCCAAUGGCUCUCUGGUCAUUAGUGAUGUCACCACUGAUGACACGGGCAUGUACACCUGUAUUGCAGGUAACAGCUGUAACAUCAGAGACUCUACAGCACAACUGUAUGUCGUAGAGAAGCCCGUUCACCCGCGUGAUGGAGACGAGGAGAAGAGUCAGUUUAAGAUGUUCCAGACGAUCGCGCUGUCUGUGGCGGUCGCUGUCGCUUACAUCAUCGCUGUGCUGGGACUCAUGUUCUAUUGCAAACAGAGACGUAAAGCCAAACGCCUGCAGAAGAACCACGGCGGAGAAGAACCCGAGACGGAGUGUCUUAAUGGUGGCACUGUUCAGCACAACGGUCAAACAACAGCAGAGAUUCAGGAGGAAGUGGCUUUAACUAACCUGAUGACCACAGCAGACAAUGAGAAACACCAGAACUGCACUGAUAAACUGAACUUUCCCAGAGUGCACCUGCAGACAAUCACAACACUGGGUAAAGGUGUGUUCGGUGAGGUGUUUCUGGCUAAAGCGCGGUCUAUAGAGGAGGGUGAGGAGGAGACGGUGGUGGUGGUGAAGAGUUUACAGAGUCGAGAUGAAAGCGUCCAAUCAGAGUUCAGACGAGAGCUGGAGAUGUUCAGUAAAGUCCGUCACGCUCAUAUCGUACGACUGCUGGGACUCUGCAGAGAGACGCAACCACAUUACAUGAUUCUGGAAUAUGUGGAUCUGGGGGAUCUCAAACAGUUUCUCAGGAUAUCAAAGAGUAACGAUGAGAAAAUCAAACCUCAUCCAAUCAGCACCAAAACUAAAGUGUCUAUAUGUGCACAGGUGGCUGAUGGGAUGCAGCAUCUGUCAAAGCAGCGUUUUGUCCAUAAGGAUCUUGCGGCGAGGAACUGUCUCAUCAGCAGUCAGAGACACGUGAAAGUGUCGUCACUCAGUCUCAGUAAAGACGUUUAUAACAGUGAGUACUAUCACCACAGACAGGUGUGGAUUCCUCUCCGGUGGCUGCCAGCUGAGUCUGUGUUUGAGGAUGAUUUCUCCAGUAAGUCUGAUGUAUGGGCGUUUGGUGUGCUGAUGUGGGAAGUGUUCAGUGUUGGUGAGCUGCCGUACACAACACUCAAUGAUGAAGAUGUGCUGGAAGGUCUUCAGGCUGGUAAGUUGAGUUUGUCUCCUCCGGAGAACUGUCCUCCUCACAUCUUCAGUCUGAUGAGCCGCUGCUGGGCAUCCAGCCCGAAAGAACGCCCCACUUUCAGCGAGAUCGCCCAGACACUGUCCGAGUUACCCACAGACACCAAAGUCUAAACCAUCAAACUCUUACAAUCACAGACUCAUGGAGACUCAAAGCCAGACACGAGAAUCUGUGUUCAGACACUACAAUGUUCAUGACCGUGUGUGUGUGUGUGUGUGUGUGUGUGUGUGAGAGAGAGCAAGAGAGAGAGAGUGCACAUGCUCAGAUCCAGGGAGUUUCACCUGCCUUAAACACGGUGUGAUCAAAUAUGCUUCUGUCCCCAGAACAGUCUGUUUACUGUGUUGUUGUUGUUUGGCUGUGAACUUUACUUCCUGUCAGUGAAACCUCAGGGAGCUCUGGGUGUGAACUUUGACCUCUGCCAGCGCAGGACAAUCGCAGCUGUUUCAGGGGUACAAGCGCAGGUGUGUGUCGGCCAUGAGCGGUACUUUAAAUGCUGAAGUCUUGUUUCAAGGACUUGAACUUGCAUUGUGUACAGUUGUGCAGUCAUAUGUGUGUGUGUGUGUGUUUGCCGGUAACCUUUUAAUUUAGUAGGUGUGUAAGUACACACUAAACACUAUUUUUACAGGAGGAUGUAGUUCCACUGUGUCUGAACAGCAGGUGCAGGUUUGUCUGUACACACCAAAAAGCAAAAUGCUGCAUGACGCAGAGCCAAUCAGAAUCUGAUGUUUAAUAUACUGCAUGUGGAGCAGGAUUUUCAACCAAUGAGACUUCACUGUGGGUGGAGCUACUUUGGUUAGGACAAAACUCAUGGAAGAGAUCACUGUUACCGCUCGUUGUUGUACCGUGACAAUAAAAUUAGAGACUGACAUUCAAAGCUAGAAUUCAGUUAACAUUUAUGUAAAAUGAUGUGUUUGUGUGUGUGUGUUUGUGAGAUAUAAGAGAGAAUGGUAACACUUUAUUUUAAGGGUCCACAAUAGUGCACUAGUUAAGCAAGAAAAUGUAUUAAACGUCUGAUUUUUGUGUAGAAAGUAAUGCAAUUAAUGCUCAAUUUCUAAUGAACUGAAGACAUAAUAGGGCUGUUUUAGCAUGAAUAAUACAGUAGUUUAAAAUGAACUGAAUGUAAACAAAGGCUAUCUAAUUUAUGGGCUCUAUUUUAAGAGCGCCAGCGCUAAGCGCAGCGCAGUGUCAUAACUCAUACACGCAAAAUCAUUGGCAAUGGCCAGAAAGUUUCGGUAUUUCCGUGCAAUCCUGCGCUAAGUCAAGGCGCAAGUGGGUUUGGUGAAAUCGAACGUUAAUCAGGUCAAGUGCAAUUUAAUUCUGAGGUACUUCUCUGGUUAUUGAUCCAUCUGCGUCCUCUUAUAUAGUCCAUUCCCUCAAACACAAGCAAUAUAAACAAACACAGCACAUUCAUGGACUGUAUGCAAUGAAUUAAAAGAAUAAAAAUAUGGAUUUACA